Diabrotica balteata is the source of this 1236-nucleotide messenger RNA. Lineage: Eukaryota; Metazoa; Arthropoda; Insecta; Coleoptera; Chrysomelidae. The record is from the annotation of a GenBank genome assembly.
AUGUCUUUUUCAAGAGCCACAAGAUUUGUCUACAAGGAACCUGAGAUAACAGUGUCUCCUGCCGAAUAUAAUGUACCAACUUCUUUGGGAGAUAUAUUUACUUUCUGCUCGAAAUUCCAAGCAUCUCCCAGAAAGUAUUCUGAAGGAUCUGCCGGUAGUAAGCGUUUGGGCUGCAAAUGUAAGAUAAGUCUGUCAAAUUCAUCAACAACUGGAAAUAGUUUAAACUACAAUGAACGUAAUACUCGAAGAAGUCUACCAUCCUGUUCGAUUCCAAGUAAGCAGAUAAUUAACCUUUCUAAUUCUAAAGAAAUUGCUAAAAGAAGAAGCUUUUUUGGUAACUCUAUCUCAAAUAAUAAUUCUUUUAAAGAAAGGAUUACCCCACUCACAAAAAGAAUAGACAAUAACAGGAAAUAUGACUGCACCUGUCAAAGUAAAUUCAAAGAUGCGCCAUUUUGGGUUAGUGAAGAAUUCAUUGAUGAUGAUUACUAUAGUUAUACUAGUUCAGAACCACUUACUAGUUGGAAUACAGGCAAUAUACACUUAAAUGAUUUCACUAAUUUUAAUAGAAGAAACUUCGAACAGGGCAUUUUACAAAGAGUAGAAAAUAUUAGCCGAUAUGUAGAUACUCUGAAUAGUUCUUUUAACGAAUUCAAAGAAGUCAUGCUCCUUAAUCAAUGCCACAACAGAUCUGAAAUCACCAUAAGACACACGAUCGAUCUUACUGGUCUCUACGAACCCCAGUUGUCAAAUAAAAUGGAAAAUUUAAUUCAUAGUACAAUCGAUAACUAUAAAAGACAACCAUUAUCCACACAAAAUUUCCUCAAUGAAGAUGCUAAUUUUAAAAACAGGGACACAGAAAGCAGUAACAGAGAAAUAUGUGAUGAUCAAAUUGAAGAAUUGCCAGAUAACGACGCGUCAAUAUUAAACCGAGAAAUUUUAAAUUUGACCGAUGAUGAUAAAACAUUGGAAUUUGAUAUUUCUAUAAACAGUGAUAUAGAAUUAAAUGAGUUCGAUGACAUUUUUAUUUGUGAUUUUGAGAAUUUUGAUAACGAGGAUAUCUAUAACGCAUUAUCAAUGCAACUGCAGAUUAACCACAAAGAAUUAGAUGAGCUUGAGGAAGAUAAAACUGAAUUAAUGACUAAAUCUGACAAUACUUAUAAAGAGAUCAUUAAGCAGACUGAAGCUCUGAGGGAACUUCAUAGAGAAUUUGCAGACUUAAGGAGUCGCUUAAAUUAA